Molecule: messenger RNA, 1765 nt
Organism: Drosophila suzukii
Lineage: Eukaryota; Metazoa; Arthropoda; Insecta; Diptera; Drosophilidae
Gene: Gba1a
Product: Glucocerebrosidase 1a
Biological process (GO): glucosylceramide catabolic process
Molecular function (GO): glucosylceramidase activity
Source: RefSeq, a predicted model, not a curated record
ACCAUUAAAAAUUUCAAUCGGCUUGUGGCGUUCGGAGCGAACGGUCAACCAGUAAAAUGUUUGCCAGCAGAGGAAUCUUGGUCCUGGCACUGCUGCUGAUUUCGGCAAUUGGUGGCCAAUCUGAAUCGAUCCCCUGCAAACUGAAGGAGGAGACUCAUGGCAAGGUGUGCGUCUGCACGGCAGACUAUUGCGAUUACUUGGAAAAUCCCGUGCUGACGGAUGAAAACGAGUGGUUCCUGAUCUCCAGUUCCAAACAGGGACUCCGAUUCUCUACAACCAGUGAUAAAUUCGGGACUGAGGAGAAAGUCACUGUGCAGGAUUAUGUGGAGCCUGCCCCUGAGACGAAGAAUAAAACUAUCCUAUCGCGCCUGGUCGAUAAGGUGGUGGCCAGUGCUUUUACUUUGGAGUCCCGGGAGAGUUCCAUCACUCGCUCAGUGACCCUGCGUUUGGAUAGAAACAAGACCCACCAGAAGAUGGUGGGUUUUGGAGGCAGCUAUACCGGAGCUGUGGAAUAUUUGGUGGAUAACUUCAAGCAGUCGGAAAUGGCCGAUCACCUGUACAAGUCCUUCUACGCCGAAGAUGGUCUGGGCUUUAAUCUCAUGCGAGUUUCCAUUGGCGGCUGUGACUUUGACCUAGAGCCUUGGUCCUACGCCGAGGAAGUGGAUGAUACCUUGCUCUCGGAUAUGGAUGAACUGAACGCCCAUGAUGUGAAGAAAGUGGAGCAGAUCAAGCGCCUCAUUGCAGUGUCCGGCGUGAAGAAUCUUCUCGUCAAAGGAGCCGCCUGGAGUGCUCCGCCAUGGAUGAAGACCAACAAUAAGUGGACAGGAUUUGGACGACUUAAGCGGGCUUACUAUCAGACCUGGGCUGACUAUCAUCUGCGUUGGAUAAAACUGAUGGAGGACAAUGGCAUUCCCAUCUGGGCCAUUUCCACGGGCAACGAGCCCCUCAAUGGCAUCGUCUUUAUGUACUUCGUGAGAUUCAUGAGCAUGGGAUGGACUCCGCAGACCCAGGCCAUUUGGCUGAAUGAUUACCUGGGUCCCACCAUACGUAACUCUGAGUUUAAUGACACCAUCCUUUUUGGCAACGACGAUCAACGCUACUCCUUCCCCCAUUGGUUUAAAAUGAUGAACUAUACCCGACCCAAUUCGAUUGAUUAUCUUGACGGAUUAUCGUUGCACUGGUAUUGGGAUGAGAUUUUCGGCAACAGCUUUAUCGAGCACACCACUGAGUAUGCCCCCGACAAGAUCUUGAUAGUUUCGGAGUCCUGCAUCGGGGAUAAACCCUGGCAGGCUGCUGCUCCUCUUCUGGGAAGUUGGGAGCGGGCCGAGAAGUACGCCCGUGAUUACCUGCAGAACAUUAAAUUGGGAUUCCAAGCCUGGAUCGACUGGAACAUUUGCCUAGACGAAAAGGGUGGUCCCAACUAUGUGGACAAUACUGUGGAUGCUCCAGUUAUAGUCAAUACUACAACCUAUGAGGAGUUCUACAAGCAGCCCAUGUUCUACGCCAUGGGUCACUUCUCCAAACUGGUUCCCGAGGGAUCCGUUCGUAUAGAUGCCGUUCCCAGUAACGUCAAUCUGGAUUCGGUGGCCUUCCAGCGACCGGAUAACAAAAUCGCCGCUGUUCUAUUUAAUAGCGGUCGCGCAGAUCUGGACAUCACAGUGGUGGAUAGUGUUCGUGGUCAGUUCGUCGUAAACGUUCCGGCCAAAUCCAUUCACACGUUAUUGUACAGCUAGAAACAUUUUAUUAUUAGAAAAAAAAAUGAAAU